UUUGACAACCUGCAAUCCGGGGAAGUCGCGCAGCUGCUCAACAGCAUGGGCCACCACACGGUGGGCUUGCGCUUGCAACGGAAAGGGGACAAGUCUCCGCUGCCGGGACAGUCAUGGUCACACGACGUGUUUGCGGCCAGCAGCCCAGAAGUCGUUCUGGUGA
Molecule: messenger RNA, 163 nt
Organism: Pygoscelis adeliae (Adelie penguin)
Lineage: Eukaryota; Metazoa; Chordata; Aves; Sphenisciformes; Spheniscidae
Product: neuroblast differentiation-associated protein AHNAK-like
Exons: 1
Source: RefSeq, a predicted model, not a curated record